Messenger RNA from Lithohypha guttulata, 738 nucleotides. RefSeq lists its product as uncharacterized. Lineage: Eukaryota; Fungi; Ascomycota; Eurotiomycetes; Chaetothyriales; Trichomeriaceae. Bases 1 to 738 code for a protein of 245 amino acids. The record is from RefSeq and is a predicted model, not a curated record. The transcript has 4 exons.
AUGGCACGCUUACCCAUUACCGCGAUUUCCAAACGUUUUGGUCACUUGCAUUAUCUCAAUAUUUUGUACUUGCAAGCUGAAUUGGCUCUGCUGGAGCAGAGGUUGAAUCAACAAGCAAAAAUCGACAGAGACAGCUCCGACUCUUGCAAGCAGCACUACUUCCAUAGUUUCAGGUGUCUUUCGGAAGGCUGGACUGAUGCAGGUGCGUUCAGCGGCUUGCAAUGGCAGAUGAUCCUUCGAAUGCGGGAAGUGCUAAAAGAGUAUGACGACGAGAAGCAUCUGGGCCUCGCAAGUGCGGACGCCAACAUAUGGGACACUACACCACUCGAAGAUAUGGUAGCAGUUUGCGCACGAGAACAUGCGGACCCAAUCUCUUCCUGGCUGUUUGAAAAGGCUCUGGGAUGGUACAACGACAAGGGAGGAUAUAGAUUUGCAAAGAAGAAGGGUCUCCCAGGCACGGCCUUCGGUAAAACCGCUGUGUAUGGUCGCCAACCGGUUCUCCGAAUUGUAUCGUCACUCGCAAUCAGCGCUGCUGCACUUUCCCCAAUCGUCUCCAUCGUGGUGCUCAGCGGCAUUCCAGAGAAGAACAUCAAAUUACGGUUGGGAUUUAUGUCUCUGUUCACUGUCAUUUUCUGCCUACUUGUCAGUCUCUUUACAGGUGAGAAGAAGACCGAGAUGUUAGCUGCGUCAGCUGCGUUUGCUGCAGUACAAGUUGUGUUUAUCAGCGGAAAUAAUUGA